Molecule: messenger RNA, 5458 nt
Organism: Physeter macrocephalus (sperm whale)
Lineage: Eukaryota; Metazoa; Chordata; Mammalia; Artiodactyla; Physeteridae
Gene: KBTBD12
Product: kelch repeat and BTB domain containing 12
Exons: 5
Coding region: 205-1767 (520 amino acids)
Molecular function (GO): protein binding
Source: RefSeq, a predicted model, not a curated record
CCAGCAGGUCAGGCGCCCCAGGCCGGAUCGCGGCGCCAUUGCGGCGGCCCCUGCGGAGCGAGUGCGGCCGCGCCUCCCGUCGGGGUAGCCCCGAAUGUUACAUGACAUCUCUGUUGCUUGGUGAGUAAUCAGACAUGUAAACGGGACCUCAAGAAUCAAGCUACAUUUAAAGAAGACUUACUUAGAAACACUGGAGAGGACACCAUGGAGUGCAAGACUGAGGGAAAAGAAAAAUACCAACACAGCUUGAAUUUACUGAAUAAAAUUAAGAACAUGAAAGAACUAGCAGAGAUGAUUGAUGUUGUACUCAUCGCAGAAGGGGAGAAAUUCCCUUGCCACAGGCUGGUCCUGGCUGCAUUUAGUCCUUACUUCAAAGCGAUGUUCACCUGUGGACUACUUGAGUGUACUCGGAGGGAAGUCGUACUUUAUGACAUCACAGCAGAAAGUGUGUCGGUGAUAUUAAAUUAUAUGUACCACGCGGCUUUGGAGAUCAGUAACGCCAAUGUACAGACUGUGGCUGUGGCCGCCUAUUUUAUGCAGAUGGAGGAAGUCUUCAGUGCGUGUCAGAAGUAUAUGAUGGACCAUAUGGAUGCCUCGAACUGUCUGGGCAUCUAUCAUUUUGCAAAGCAGAUUGGAGCUGAGGAUUUAGCUGAUCAGUCGAAGAAGUAUUUAUUUCAGCACUUUGCUGAGGUGAGCUUACACGAAGAGAUACUAGAAACUGAAGUGCACCAACUUCUGACGCUUAUUAAAUCGGAUGACCUGAACAUAUCCAGAGAGGAGAGCAUUCUGGACCUAGUUCUGAGAUGGGUAAAUCAUAACCGAGAACUGCGCACAGAGCAUCUUGUGGAACUUCUGAAGCAAGUUAGGCUGCAACUGGUAAACCCUUCUUUUUUAAGACAGGCCCUGAAAAGGAACACGAUGCUGCUGUGUGAUGCAAAUUGCAUUGACAUCAUUCAAAACGCGUUCAAAGCCAUCAAGACCCCUCAACAGCACUCUCUCAACCUUCGUUAUGGCAUGGAGACCACCAGUCUUUUGCUGUGCAUUGGCAACAAUUCCUCGGGAAUCAGGUCGAGACAUAGGAACUACGGAGAUGCCAGUUUCUGCUACGAUCCUGCAUCGCGCAAGACCUAUUUCAUCUCGUCUCCCAAGUAUGGGGAGGGUUUAGGCACUGUGUGUACUGGCGCUGUCAUGGAAAACAACGCUAUCAUUGUGGCCGGAGAAGCAAGUGUCUCUAAACUCUCCAGACAAAAGAGCAAGAAUGUUGAAAUCUACAGGUAUCAUGAUAGAGGAAACCAGUUUUGGGAAAAGUUAUGCACAACAGAAUUUCGAGAGCUCUACGCUCUGGGCACCGUCCAUAACGACCUCUAUGUUAUAGGAGGACAGAUGAAAAUUAAGAACCAGUAUCUUAUUACAAACUGUGUUGAGAAGUACUCUGUAGAACGGGACACUUGGAAAAGGGUGUCCCCCCUUCCACAACCGUUGGCGUGUCAUGCUGUAGUAACAGUGAAUAAUAAACUUUACGUGCUUGGAGGCUGGACCCCUCAGAUGGAUCUUCCUGACGAAGAACCUGAUCGAUUAAGCAACCAGCUGUUGAAGUAUGACCCCAGCCAAGAUCAAUGGACAGAGCAGGCACCCAUGAAGUACUCAAAGUACCGAUUCAGCACAGCUGUGGUCAACAGUGAGAUUUAUGUUCUGGGUAAGAAGAAGCUAAAAGAGUCCGCCGGGCCUGCUCCACGUGAUGGAUGUUUACAAAUGUCAGCUGACUGAACUGACCUUUCUAUCCUGCUCUUCCAUCAGGGCAAAAGCCUCAAAAAUCAUCAGAGCUACAGGCCUUGUGAAGAAUUUUUUUUUUUUUUGCGGUACGCGGGCCUCUCACUGUUGUGGCCUCUCCCGUUGCGGAGCACAGGCUCCGGACGCGCAGGCUCAGCGGCCAUGGCUCACGGGCCUGCGGCAUGUGGGAUCUUCCCGGACCGGGGCACGAACCCAUGUCCCCUGCAUCGGCAGGCGGACUCUCAACCACUGCGCCACCAGGGAAGCCCAAGAAUUUUUUAAAGCAGGGACUUUUCACUUCCCUGUCCGAGGAGCCAGGUAAUAGCAAGUCUCCCCAUGCGGCUACAGGUGUUGUUUUCUCCAGCGGACAGCGCUCUGCCCCCGCGCACCACGAGGGGGGGGUUACACAGAGGGUUCCAGUUACUGCAGUAAAUACGUGUCAGAGAUCAGUCUAGAGGUGAAUUACGUUGUGAGAUACAAGGACCGUGGUCCUUCAUCACGGUUAAGGUUUUGCCUUUUUCUUUCUUUUGAUAAAAUUCUGGAGACUUCCCUGGUGGCACAGUGGUGAAGAUUCCGUGCUCCCAAUGCAGGGGGCCCAGGCUGGAUCCCUGGUCAGGGAACUAGAUCCCACACGCUGCAACUAAGAGUUCGCAUGCCACAACUAAGGAGCCCUCCGGCCGCAACUAAGACCCUGUGCAACCAAAUAAAUAAAUAUUAAAAAAUAAAUACAUAAAAUUCCGAACAGUUUUUUAAUAAAUAUAAGUUUGCCUCAGAUUACCCAGGCUGUUCAUUAAAAUGGCAGAUUCCUGGCCCUCACCCUUGGCCAAUUCUGGGCUAGUGGAUCUGAAGUGGGACCUGGAGAUCUGAGCUGUGGGAAGUGUCAGGCGAUUCUGGUGGGAAUGCCCACAGGACCGCACGUUGAGAAACACCGAUACUGUGAGGAAAGGAAGAGGUGACAUCAUGUUAAUGGAGGUUUUAUAUGCUCAAAAUAUUGACUAAGCCUAUGGUACAUAAUCGGGCCCUGAGCUGGCUUUUAGGAGAGACCCAGAGAUGAAUGAGGCAAGGUGUCUUCCCUUGGACAGCUCGUGUGUUCCAGGAAGCUAGGUCAGGCCAUUGGUCAGAGCAUCCUGUACUCACAGGUCAUCAGAGCAGGCUGUUGGGUGCGUCCUGAAGCCAUUCCAAGGGCGUUCUGGGCUUAGAGACACACUUCUUAAGCUCAGAUUGAACAAGGAAAGAAAUGUACUUUUUCAACGGCCCAAGAAGUUCUCCAGGGAAUGCCAGCGUCUGCUUUAUUCUGAGAAAAGACUUGGAUUUGAACUACACUGAAUGACUCACCAUGUUUUUGCUGUCAGUGUCCAUGAAAUGUAUUUGCAGUUAAUCCUAUGAAGGAUUUUCACCUUGAUUAUCUGGCACCCUCAGUGGGGAACCCAGAAACAAGUACUCUCAGAGGCCAAAGUUUGCCUGUGGCUCUCAAAUCGCAACUUAGCUUUAGUCAUUUUCAUCACUGACAUCCUACAAAUUCACAGAGAGUAGACAGUUCCACAUUUCAUUGUGACAGUUAGUGAGAAAUUGCACUCUAUUCGAUCAAGGUAUAUAAUUACAAUGCUGUAUUAUAAUGGUUUCAUAUUUGUCUUUGAUUUCUCAGUAGACUGUGUCUUAUGGAAAAAAAAAAACAACACCUUAAACUUGUUAUUCUCUAACACGUAGUACGGAUAUGAAGCGGAUAGCCAAAGUAUGUUUACAGAUUGCUUAAAACUAACUAAAGGGCUUCCCUGGUGGCGCAGUGGUUGAGAGUCCGCCUGCCGACGCAGGGGACACGGGUUCGUGCCCCGGUCCGGGAGGAUCCCACAUGCCGCGGAGCGGCUGGGCCCGUGAGCCGUGGCCGCUGAGCCUGCGCGUCCGGAGCCUGUGCUCCGCAACGGGAGAGGCCACGACAGUGAGAGGCCCGCGUACCACAAAAAAAAAAAAAAACAAAAACAAAAAAAAAACUAGAAGUUUAAAGCGUUUUUGAUGCUGAAAUGAGAGAAUGUUUGGAAGCUUCUACGGUGUGAAAACCCGAUGGACAGAGAUGAUAAUGUUACUGAGAACAGGUGAGAAAAUGUCUUAGGAGGAUGUUGUCCGGGCCUCUGACUUGUUUAUGUUUGCAGAAAAGCUUAAGGGAACACAGCCAAAGCCUUGUGCUACUACACGUUUUAUGCUUUGCUUUUAUGAAAAGAGGUAAAUUGCUAAAAGCCACACCGAUAGCAAGAAUUUUGUUCAACAAAGCAAAUUUUAGGUAUGUCUUCAUGUAGCCUAGUGUAUAGAACCAUCUAUGUCCAUAGCAUAUUGUGAAAACAGAUCAUUUUGUUACUUCUGAAUCCUUAAGAAAAUGUUAAAUCUGGAAUCGUCAAUUCACUACGGCGGGGAAUAACGUAAUAUAUGUUUUAAAACGGCGUGAAGACUUGAAAUGGAAAAACUUUGAUGCUUUUAAGAAGAAGAUAUCAAUUAUUUUAAAAUCCUGUCAUUUUGAGUAAAAUGUAUUAUCUUCAACUACUUUAUCCUAAUUUAUACUUGUGAUCAUUUUUUUUAAUCACUCCCUUACUUUACCUGUUCUUGGGUAAAUGUAGAAACGAGCACAAAUUAUCACUUUCUGUAAAUCAUUUCAUUUACACAAAAGACGAAUAUACCAAAGACUUAUUAAGAUCUUUUUUUCUUGGCCGCGCCAUGCAGCUUGCGGGAUCUUAGUUCCCCGACCAGGGAUCAAACCUGGGCCCCGGUAGUGAAAGCACCAGAGUCCUAACCACUGGACCUCCAGGGAAGUCCCAAGACCUUUUUUCUGUAGUAGUUAUUCAGCACAUACUGUCAAGCCUCCUUUAGAAGAAACUCAGGGAAAAGAAGGAUGCAUACUUUGCCUUCAUACUUUACAUCUUGUGUGUCUACACUUGCAAGGUGCGGAAUAUAUUUGAUUAAUGGUUCUUUGCAGGGUCACUUGAGAGAAGUAUUAGUAUAAACUUGGCCUGCGUCCUGCUAGGUUAUGACCAGCCCAAGUUAAGGGAGGUCAAUGAUGGUUCAGGCAGGCAGACCUGGGGGAAAAAUGAGCCCAACAACAGACACCAGCAAUUUCUCUCCAUGUCUGGGCUGAGAGUCCUAUAUCCUUGAGAAGAUAAUAUUUAUUAUCUGACAGGAAGUGAGUUUUCAGCUGUUUGGACUCAGCGCUUGACACAUUCUGGAAAGCUAGUCAUCACUUUUUGUUCUGACAAAAGAGUGUAAGAAGAAAAAUAAAGUACCCGGGGCGCAGGUGAGGAGCUGGUCCAUUCAUGCGCUCAUUUAUUUUUUCUUGACUCUCUGCCCUGGGUGAAAAGCGUGGGGCGUACAGAUGUGAAUCAGACAUUCUUCUGCCCUCCAGUGACUUACAGCCUAAUCAAACAGGGAAACGCACAUAGAGAUAAGUAAGAGCAGCACUAUUUAUGGGACUCUUAAUCUCUGUUCAGAGGGCAGCAGAGGCUCAAGGAGGGAAUGGCCGCUUGCAGAGAUACGAAGGCUUUCCUAGGCGUGGCUACUGAGCUGAGCCUUGAAAGAGGAGUUUGUCACGCUGGGGAGGAGAGGCCAGUCCAGGCGGAGAGCAGCCUAAGCGAAGGCCUGGAGAUGAAUAACCUCACUGCUUGCGGAACUGCAGGCAGCUGGGAGAGCCUGGAGCACAGGGUGCUGG